Teleopsis dalmanni is the source of this 1714-nucleotide messenger RNA. It is a transcript of the gene PIG-U, whose product is annotated as phosphatidylinositol glycan anchor biosynthesis class U protein. Gene Ontology annotation, biological process: attachment of GPI anchor to protein; protein localization to cell surface. The record is from RefSeq and is a predicted model, not a curated record. Bases 227 to 1513 code for a protein of 428 amino acids. Gene Ontology annotation, cellular component: GPI-anchor transamidase complex; membrane. NCBI's taxonomy places the organism in Eukaryota, Metazoa, Arthropoda, Insecta, Diptera, Diopsidae. The transcript has 5 exons.
CUCCCUCAUCCGUAUCAAUUUUAUCAUCGGUUAUUCCAUUAUGUAUGUGAAUGUUAAGUGGCAACGCCAAUGUUCUAUUUUAUCAGUUAUUAUUUUUGACAUGAGCGCUGGUCUCUCUGCAUAUGGCUUGUCAUUGACAGCUGCUGUCAUUGGUCUUUGUCGUUUUGUUUAUCGGAAAAUUUUAUUAACAUUAUUAUAGACAAAUUUAUGAAAUAAAUUGUGCAUAAUGAAAAUGCAAAUGAAAGUGUUGUUAUUAUUUAUUGGUGGAGGCAUACUGCGUUAUCUAUUUUCUACCUCACGCAUUGCAAAACCAUUUAUUGAGCGUAACGAAAUUUCAACGCCUCUAAAUGCAUUUAAAAGAGUACAAGAAGGAAUUUACUUGCAUAAGAAUGGAAUUGAUCCAUAUACGGGCGAUAUAGUGCAUGAAACGCCGGUCGUUUUAUUGGCGCUAGGGAAUAUAGUCACAAAAGCACCUGAAUUGGUGCCACUUCUAUACAUAUUUUUAGAUUUAUUUACUGCAUUUAUACUGUAUAAUGCAAGUAAAAAUUAUAUACGCAAAAAAUAUUUGGAGCAAUUAGAGGAGGAAAGUAAAUAUGCUCCAGACGCUGAUGAAUUGAAGCUGCAUUUGCAGGAUGAAGAGUUAAUACCGUUUUACGUUUUACUUGCUUAUCUAUUCAAUCCAAUGUCCGUGCUGAGCUGUAGUGCGUUGACAUCAGCUGUAUUUAGUAACUUACUAUUGGCGUUGACAUUGUGGUGUUUGAACAAGCAUUUAUUUUUGCCUUGCUUAGUUUUACUGUCUUUGGAAACAAUGCGUAAUUUAUAUCCAAUAGUGCUGCUGUCACCGAUUAUAAUGGUAUUUGCUAACCGCUCGAAAUACAAGGCGAUUGGUAUUGUUCUACUUUUCGGCAUUUUCUUUUUUGGUGUUAUGUUACUGAAUUAUAGUAUAAUGAAGAGUUGGAACUUUCUUGAUGGUACACUCGGCUUUAUUUUCUUCUAUCGUGAUCUACAACCUAAUAUCGGACUUUUCUGGUAUUUCUUCACAGAAAUGUUUGAGCAUUUUCGUAUUAUGUUCCUCAUUACAUUCCAAAUGAAUGCUACCGUACUUUAUUUGAUUCCACUUACAAUGAAAAUGCGAAAAGAACCCUUUCUGCUAGCAACUAUUUUAAUUGCGCUAAUUUCUAUAUUUCGUUCAUAUCCAUGCCUUGGUGAUGUGGGUUUAUAUUUAGCGCUGUUACCACUCUGGCGAACUUGUUGGAAGUUUAUGGCCCAUAAGUUUUUAGUGUUUUGUAUGGUGUUGGUCACAUUGAGUUUGUUGCCGGCGCUUUGGUAUUUGUGGAUACACGCCGGGUCCGCAAAUGCAAACUUCUAUUUUGGCGUUACCUUGGCCUUAUCGUCUGGUCAGAUUUUCCUAAUAACCGAUUUGCUCUUCGCUUAUGUGAAACGGCAAUUUUGUUUAUACAACGGUCAGGAUGUGUACAUAGACGGAGUUGAGGCAAAUAUCAAAUUAGAAUAGAAUUAGUUUAGUAUGUUUUUAUACUCACUUCUAAAUAGCAUAUAUAAAUUAUUUUAUAUUGUUUCAAAAUGGAAAUGUGGAAAUGUUUUAGUAUUAUAUUGUACGUUACAAGACUUGCGUGAUUGUUCCGUGUCAUAAUGCAUAUUUGUUUUAGUAAAUAUUUUAAAUAAAACAAAUUGUAAUUUUUGUAUGAAAAAAUGU